AUGUCCAGUGAAGAGAAUAAUACAGCUGCUGAAUCUGUAGCAAAUCCGUUAAUAGCAGAAACCAAAAUAUGUUCGAUUUGUUUAUUGAGUGGAAGUACUGAUGAUAAUGAUCCGAUUGUUUAUUGUGAUCGUUGUGGAGUUAUUGUUCAUGAAAGUUGUUAUAAUGCCGAUACAUUAGAUGAUAAAUCAUCAGAUUCAUCAUCACCGUCUGAAUAUUGGUUUUGUACACCUUGUUUAGCACAUGUUGAUGAUCCAACAUGUGCAUUAUGUCCAACGAAAGACCAUUGUCAGGCAUUUUGGCCAACUCUAGAAUCAAGUUGGGUUCAUGUUGUUUGUGCGCUUGGUGUUCCUGGAGUUUUAUUCUAUGAUGAACUUUAUUAUACUCCUGUAGAUUUAUCGAAUAUAUCAUCUCAAAAGUUUGGAAAUAAGUCGUGUCAUCUAUGUGAAUCACGAUCAGGUGUAUGUGUUUCGUGUGAUGCUGGUUUAUGUCCAAAUGCAUUUCAUUUGUCUUGUGCCAAUAAAUAUGGUUUAUUACAAAUUCGAGGCGAAUUGUCAAAAAUUGAAUGUGAAUUAUAUUGCGUAACUCAUCAAUCAUCAUCAAAUACAUAUAAAACAGUUCAAAGAAAUUAUACAAUCUGUGAAGUACAACAAAAACAAUUAGAUCAUAGAGAUAAACUAAAUGAACACAUUACUCAAAUUUUAGUUGAUCAUUGGUCGUUAUAUAAAAAACGUAGCGAAUCAUUUCCAAGAUUACCAAAACCAGCUAAAAGUCAUCUUGCACGAUCAUUAAUGGUUGACCCAGUGGCAUUGAAAAACUUUUUUGACAAAGCUCAACGUCUACGACCAAAUCAAUCGGCAACACUGCCAAAUAAUUUCGAUCUCACAUCAACAGAUACAAAUGCUCUUCUUGCAUUUACAGCAAAUGAAGAAGAACUUGGUCAGAUUCGAGAACGUAUUACAGAUGCAGAAAAUAAACUUUCUCAAUUGGAGUCAAUAUCAAGCGAUAAACAAUUAAAAGAAGAACAUAAAAAACUUGAAACUGAACUUAAAAAAGAAUACGAAACAUUAGCUUCUUCAACUGAACGAUACAAUGAAUAUCUGGAAAUAUUUAAACUCUAUAAUUGUCAAUUAAAAGAUGAUACAAUAAAUCAAUUAUUGAAUAUUAAAUUACCACAACGAUCUUCAACAGUAGCAACAAUAGAAAAUGAUUGUUGUUCAGUAUGUAAACAAAUCGAUCGAUCAAAUCAAACGAUCAAAUGUUGUCAAUGUCAUUUAGCAUUUCAUGGUAAUUGUUUAACACCAGCAAUGCCCGCUAAGACCUUAUCACUAAUGUUAUCGGCUAGUAAGAAAUAUGAUUGGCAAUGUGCUGCUUGUGUGAAUGUACAGCAAGAAGAGCUUGAUCAAUGUAAUGUUAAUAUUGAUGAGCCUCGUCAGAUACGGCCGAGACGCACAAAUGAACUUGUUUUACGCGAAACAGUUAUCAAAUUUGGUUCAAGAAAACGAAAACAAGAUUCAGAUUUUAAUUCUAAUUCCAAUAAUAAUAAAAAUGAUAAUGAAAAAGAAACAAUAAAGAAUAAAAAAACAAAAUCAUCCAAAGAUGAAUCGAUUAUAAAAUCAAAGCGAACAAGUUCAAAAAUUGAUUCAUCAUCGUCGUCAUCAUCAAAAGAAGUAAUAGACACAAAACCAGAUGGUGAAAAAUCGACGACGAGCAAAAGUCGAACAUCAGUCAUUAAACAAUUAUUCACUCGAAAAACAGCUGAUUUUAUUCCUGAAUCAUUACCGAAACGAACUUCUUCAGCAGCAAGAAAAAGUUCUAAUGCUCAAAAGUCUCCGCGAAUAUCAAUUAAAAAGUCACCGAAACCGAAAUCGACUGAUUCACCAGCAACUCCUGUUCGAUCAAAAUCUUUAGCUAUCGAACAUCGAACACCGACAAUAUUUAAACAAAAAGCCUUAUCGGUUCCAGUAACAAAGCCUGAGAAGAAGAAACGUAAAACAACAAAAGAUCCAUUGUCAAUAUUUAACUUCGAUGAUGAGGAUGAAAAUGCCGAUGAAACUAUUGAAUUGCGUUCAUCAAUAACACAUAAUGACAAUGAUAAGAAAGCAAAAAAGAGCAAAAAAGUACAUGAUGAUCAAGAAAGACAAGAAACUAAAUUGAAUCGAACACAUAAACGUUCAACAUUAAUCAUUUCGAAUAACGUUCCAUCGGAUGCUCGAUGUAAAGAGUGCUCAAAUCAAGGAAAAAAUGAAACAAUGACCGAUUGCGAUCGAUGUAAAAAUUACUAUCAUUUUAUUUGCUGUACUCCACCAUUAUCAUCGUUUCCUAAGCGACGUAAUUAUAGUUGGACAUGUCAUCGAUGCAAUGACGAUAAUGAAAAUGAAUCGUCAAAUGAAAUUUUAAUCACAUCAUCACCAAAAAGUUCACGACGAGAGCGUAAAAGUCAUAAUCGUCAUAACGAUAAAGAAUCUUCAAAUUAA
This is a messenger RNA of Rotaria socialis, 2475 nucleotides long. The record is from the annotation of a GenBank genome assembly. NCBI's taxonomy places the organism in Eukaryota, Metazoa, Rotifera, Eurotatoria, Philodinida, Philodinidae.